CUCCCCCAAAAGCUGUACUUUGACGAGUAAUAUGGAUCUACAUUUUAUUUAUACUCUUCAAAAGGAUGGUAUUACAAAAAAAAGGUCGAAUGCACGGCUGCUCUGAGAAAAUGUCAUCAGAGGACAAAAGUGUGGAGGCAUCUGACCUAGGACCGCCACCUCUUUCUGCCGCCCUUGCGGCUGUUCCUGUUGGCAGCCCUGUAAAUAAUGACAAACGGCCACGGGGGCGGCCUCGUAAAGAUGGCACAACUCUGCUACAGAAGAAAAAGAAGUCUCGAAGCAGGGGGAAGAUGGUUGUUGAAGAUGAUGACAGUAUGGAUGGGUUGGAGACAACAGAAAAUGCAAUGGAAACAGAAGCUAAAGAUGACUCACUGGAGGAGGACAUCCUUACAGAAAUGGAGACCAAUGAGCAAUCACCUCUCUUGCAGCGCUCGGUAUCUGAUGAGUCUGCCAGCUCCAUAGCCUCAAUCAAUCUCAAUACAAAAACCAGCAAUGAACAGCUCUGUGCCUUGUGCUAUUGUGGUGAGCGGAGCUCACUGGGGCAGGGUGAGUUGAAAAGAUUCAGCCCAACUCCAGAUUUCACUGCAUUAAGAAAGAGCCCAUCUCAAGCAAAGCAAGACAGUACUGACAAUUCAGAAGAUAGUAAUGACAAGAGUCACAAGCAGUGUUCCACUUCACAAAGGCCACAGAAAAAGUCUCCUUCCCACCCUGCGCCUGCUGCUGUUCCAGUGGCUCCUGAAGAACAGAUAUGCAGAUUUUGGGAUGAACUCAGUCAAGUUGGCCUUCCUGAUGGUAUUGAUAUUCAGACCUUAUUUGAACCUUCAGGCCACUUUUGGGUCCACCAUUGUUGUGCAGCAUGGUCUUCUGGAGUGUGCCAGAAGGAACAGGUACUGGUGAAUGUAGACAAAGCUGUUCUCUCAGGGAAUACAGAGCAUUGUGCAUACUGUAAGCACCUUGGAGCCACCAUCAAAUGCUCAGAAGUGAAUUGCAAUCAGCUGUACCACUAUCCAUGUGCAGCUGGAGCUGGUACUUUUCAGGAUAUUAGAACUCUUACUCUGCUCUGUCCAGAACACAUUGAUCAGGCUCCUGAAAGAUCCAAGGAAGAAUCAAACUGUGCUGUGUGUGAUAGCCCAGGGGAACUUCUAGAUCAGCUUUUCUGCACUAGCUGUGGACAACAUUACCAUGGAGCAUGCCUAGACAUAGCUGUGACCCCUUUGAAACGGGCUGGGUGGCAGUGUCCAGAAUGCAAAAUCUGCCAGACCUGCAGACGUCCAGGUGACGACAGCAAAAUGUUGGUUUGUGACAUAUGUGACAAAGGCUAUCAUACGUUUUGUCUCCAACCAGCAAUGGAGUCAAUACCUACAAAUGGCUGGAGGUGUAAAAAUUGCAGAGUAUGUGUUGACUGUGGCACACGGACCAGCACUCAUUGGCACCACAACUGUUCACUUUGUGCUAGUUGUUAUCAGCAACAAGACCACAGCUUCUACUGUCCACUCUGUGGCAAAAUCUGCCAUCAAGACUCCCAAAAGGAUGCACUGCAUUGUCAGAUCUGCAAAAGGUGGAUUCACAUAGAAUGUGACAAAUCUUUGGAAAAUAAUGAGGGCGUUUUGGUAAAAGAAUGCUACAUCUGUACAAUGUGUAAAGAAACAGAAGGUGCAGAAGAAAAUGUUCAGUCCUGCGAUACUGGGAUUGUUGAUUGUGUUCUAGAAACUGAAGCAGGUGUUCCUGGCAUUAAUGGAGCUGUUGAGGAACAAUUAUCACAAGGAGAGGUAGUUCACCAGCCAGACAACGGUAUUAACCUUGCUGAAGAUCAGAAUAUUACAGUUAAGAAAAAUGAUUUGGCAACAGCGCAUACAACUGAACAUGCAGAGUCUGAUUUACCCAUGGAGGCUCUGGUUUCUGAAAAGGUACUUCAACAGCUUGAGAGUCCGACAGCAGUAAUGGUGGUGCAAGACACAGAGGUGAAUGAAAAUAAACCUGAAACACUAUUGCAACCUCAAGUAACUGAGGAGGCACACAAUUUAAAAGAAGGAGCAGCCCCUGUAAAAGAGUGUCAGAUUUGUGAGAACAAGACUGAACCAAUGGAGGUUUCUGCCACAGAAGUGUCAAAUAAUGGGCCUGUACAGGAGGUUACACCGACCAAGGAGCUUCCAGAAAUUGUACUGGUGGAUAAUGCGGCACAGAGAAGUGAAGAAAAAGAUUCCCAUGUGUCUCUCAGUAGCAGUGUUGAAGCUGAAGGAACUCCCAGUGAGUGGACGUCAGAGCUGAAUUCACCAAUUGAAAAUAAAACUGUCAAAGCAUUUGGAGAAACUGGCAAUAAUUAUGCCAACAGCAGCAAAUCCUCAGUUUCUCCCUCUUCUGUGACUGUUUCAGUUGGGGUGACUUCAGUGACUAAUGUGUCUUGCACUUCAGCUCCAGGCACAUUUGGUUCAGGAAUUCCUGCACCUACUUUCGUACCUCUGGUUCCAAAAAUAGGCAUGGGAAAACCAGCUAUUACCAAAAGGAAAUUCUCUCCAGGAAGACCCCGAAUGAGACAGGGCAUAUUGGCGACAAAUGCUAUGAGUUCCCCUUCCUGGUCUGCAAACAGUUAUGAAUUUCGAGAGAGUAUGGUAAAAACAAAGCAACCUCAGAACACCAUUUGGAGCGUCAAAGUGGGUCGUGGUGCUGGCUUUCCUGGAAAAAAGAGGCCACGUGGUGCAGGACAUCCUGGUCGGGGAGUUAGAGGCAGAUCUAAACUGAAAAAUGGCAUUGGUGCUGUUAUAACACCAGGAACUGGUGCCAUGGAAAUAAUUGUAAAUAAGGAGGAAGAUGAAAACUCUAUGCACAACACAGUUGUUUUGUUCUCUACCAGUGAUAAAUUUACCUUAAAACAGGAUAUGUGUGUUGUUUGCGGGAGUUUUGGGAAAGGUCCAGAAGGACGACUGCUUGUUUGCUCUCAGUGUGGCCAGUGUUACCAUCCUUACUGUGUCAGUAUUAAGAUCACUAAAGUGGUGCUGAGCAAAGGCUGGCGGUGUCUCGAAUGUACAGUGUGUGAAUCCUGUGGAAAGGCUUCUGAUCCAGGUCGUUUGCUUCUCUGCGACGAUUGUGACAUCAGUUAUCAUACCUAUUGCUUGGAUCCACCUUUGCAGACGGUCCCCAAAGGUGGCUGGAAAUGCCGAUGGUGUGUUACUUGCAUACAAUGUGGGGCAACCUCACCUGGUUUCAAGUGUGAAUGGCAGAACAAUUAUACACAAUGUGCUCCUUGUGCCAGCUUGACUGUCUGUCCAGUUUGCAAUAAGAACUACAAGGAGGAGGAACUUAUAAUACAGUGCCGACAGUGUGACAGGUGGAUUCAUGCAAUUUGCCAGAACCUGAACACGGAAGAUGAAGUUGAGACUGCAGCAGAUAAUGGCUAUGACUGUUUUACAUGUAGGCAAUAUGCGACGACAACUCCAGUGACUACCUCAGAAGGGACUGAUCUGUCUUUGGUAACACCUCAAGUUAUGGUAAAGACAAAGGAACCAGAGCCCACACGGACGUAUACACAGGAUGGUGUCUGCCUGACUGAGUUGGGUAUGUCACAGCUCCAAAGCCUCAGUGUUGCUCCACCACGUCGGAAGCGACCCAAGCCAAAGUUGAAGCUAAAGAUCAUAAAUCAGAACAGUGUGGCUGUUUUGCAAACUCCUGAUCCACAGUCCGAACAGUCCAGAGACAUAGAUGGAGAUAUGGAUGAUAGCAGAGUAGCUGAUCUAAUGGACUGUGAUGCAAAGUCUGAUACGCUUACUAGUCCAGAACGAGAACCAGCAGAUGAUGACCGUAAGGGAGGCGAAGGGUCAGACAGCCUUAAGAAGAGGAAAAGGAAACCAUAUAGACCUGGAAUUGGUGGUUUUAUGGUGCGCCAGAGGAGUCGGACAGGACAGAAUAAGUCAAAGCGUUCGUUAUCCAGGAAGAAUUCCACUGGUUCAGUCUCUGAUAUGAUGGCUGGGAAGGAAGAUGGUUGGGUUGAACAGCAAUCAGAGAUGCCUGUCGAUGCAGCAGCUGCUGUCCCUGAGAUUGUAGAGAAAAUGAAAAAGCGAUACAGGAAAAAGAAGAAUAAAUUGGAGGAAAUUUUUCCAACCUAUCUGCAGGAAGCCUUCUUUGGAAAACAUUUGCUGCAUACAAGUCGACAGAGCAAGUCCAUUUUGGAUGCUCUAUCUGAUGAAGAAUCAUCACAACUACCAAACAGAGCACCAAAUAUGAACGUAAACUUCCUGAAUCCUUCCUCUGACCCACUGUUGAGUUCAGCUGCAGCACAAGUGGCUACAAAACAACAGGGAGGGCAGGGUAACGGAGAUGAUCCACUUGCUGAUCUAUCAGAAGUCCUUACUACAGAAGAUGAUAUCCUUGGAAUACUUUCUGAUGAAUUGAGAAAAGCAAGAGAUGAGUCAGGUCUUGAUUUAUGCACUUUCCAGGUCGAGAAUUCACCAUCUCCAUUUGCUGGACUGGAUAUUGGCCCAAUUUCAGAGGAUCCAUCCUCCGUUUCCCAAUCAAGUGGAGGCCAAGGUUCACGACCUUUGACUGAGGAACAACUAGACCGAAUACUUAGCCCUGACCUUGAGAAAAUAGUCACAGAUGGUACAAUUCUGAGUAAUCUUUACAAAAUCCCAGAACUGGAAGGAAAGGAAGUGGAGGAUCUGUUCACAGCCGUGUUAAGUCCUUCAGCUAACCAGCCUCCUCCACCUGCACUGCCUUUGCCUCCACCUGACCAUGGAAAUGGAGGCUUUACCAGGGUUCCAGCUAUGAAUGGUGUGAUUGCAUCACAACACCAAACACCCUUAACACCUGGAAGUGGGCGAUGCAUCACCGCCAAUUACUCUUCUAUCCCUCAGUCACCAUUCCCUGAUGGCAACCGAGACAAGAACCAUACUUUUAGUCAAGUUGUUGGUGACGGACCCAGCCCAUGGGUACCCUCUGCUCCUGCUGUGGAAGUGGAAGGAGACACGCUAAACUAUACACAGCGGAGUACUCUGAAAUGGGAGAAGGAAGAAGCUCUGGGAGAAAUGGCAACAGUUGCCCCCGUUCUGUACACAAACACAAACUUCCCAAACCUGAAAGAAGAUUUUCCAGAUUGGUCUACCAGAGUUAAACAAAUUGCUAAACUGUGGAGGAAGGCAAGCUCUCAAGAGAGAGGCCCUUAUGUGCAAAAAGCAAGAGACAAUCGGGCAGCACUUCGUAUAAACAAGGUUCAAAUGACCAGUGAAUCUUUGAGAAGACAACAACAGGAAUGCAUUGAUUCUGUAUCUCGCCCUGAUAUUGACCUGCCAUUUAAGGAUCAAAUGAAGCAAAAGGAAUCAGAACAUGAGCAGGAAUGGAAGCUUAGACAGCAAAUGCGCCAGAAGAGUAAGCAGCAAGCCAAGAUUGAAGCGACACAGAAACUGGAACAAGUGAAACAUGAACAGCAGCAACAACAGCAACAGUUUGGCACCCAGCAAUCAACUGGCGGGGAUGAUUCCAACAGUCCUAAAGUAGGUGAACAGGACAAUGGACACUUGUCUCCGCUGCAACAGUUGCCCAAAGAAGGGUUUACAAGACCUCAGGUGCCUGGCACUUCUGCAUCAAUAUCAUCAGACGAUGUCUUCUUAAGACCUCAGGCUCCUCCUCCAACCCCAACCAGGACCCCUGUACAGGACUCAUUUACACAACCUCAGACUUCACAGCCACAGUCAGCACAGAUGUUUUCUUCAACUGCAAAUGGAUCCAGGCCAUCAUCUCCUUGGGAUCCAUAUGCAAAAAUGGUUGGAACACCAAGACCACCACCAGUUGCUCGGAGAAAUUCAGUGUCCUCUUUAGAUUCUUGUGCUGUUCCUCAAGGUGUUUCCAGACCAUCCCCAGCUACUGAACAGAUCGAGAAAAGUAGAUCUUCAUUAGUUAAUGAGUCUUUUGGUUCACCAGCACCAGCCAGCAAUGAUCCUUAUGCAAAAGCACCUGAUACACCUAGACCUGCCAUGACCGUAUCAACAGAUCAUUUUUCAAAGCCAUUAGGAUUGCCAAGACCACCAAUGAACCCUGAUUCCUUAGGCAAUGUACCAAUUUCAACUGAUCCUUUUGCUAAACCUGUACUCAGGCCUGAUGUGUUUCCUAGAAUUCAGAUGCCACAUAACCGAAUGGCACCUCAUGAUCUUUAUGCACGAUCACAACUAGCAUCAGGUCCAGCAGGUAAAGAAGGUGGAGGUGGUAACUUGUUUAAGACACCGAUGCUACCACUUCAGUCACCACAGGAUCCUUACGCAUCUGUGCCUCUAACUACAAGACGCAUUCCUGUAGAUCCGUUUGAAAAAACUGUAUUGACCCCUAGACCUAUGGAUAACUUUCCACAGAACCCAGUGCAGCCUCAGUCUCAGGCAGUGGAUCCAUAUGCACAGCAACCACAUACACCUCGUCCUGAGCCAUAUCCACAUGGUCAGAGACUUCCCCGGCAGACCCAGGGGGAUAUGUUUGUUCAGCCAGGAUCAAGGUCGAGAUGUUCUCCUCAGGAUCCUUAUGCACAGCCCCCUGGAACUCCUCGUCCUGCAACUGAUCCAUACGCACAGCCCCCUGGAACACCUCGUCCCACAGCUGAUCCUUUUGCACAGCCCCCUGGAACCCCUCGACCUGCAACUGAUCCUUAUUCACAGCCACCUUUAACCCCAAGGCCAGCUCCGGUUGAUCCAUAUGCACAGCAACCACAUACUCCAAGACCACCUCCACAGCAAGCAGAUCCAUAUUCCCAACCACCUGGAACUCCGAGACCCGGAGCUGGAGAUCGUUUUGUACAAUCACCAAUUGGUCAGCGAUAUUCUGAUCCAUAUGCACAACCUCCUGCAACCCCAAGACCCGUUGUUACUGAUGCCUUUUCACAACCUCCACAGUCUCCCAGACCUAUUACUACAGAGUCAUUUGACCGGCAAGCAUUGACGAGACCAAAUUUGUUGGCAAAUCAGGAUCUAUUCUUGCAACCACAAAAUAACAGAGCCCCAAAUAUGCAAGAUACAUUUGUACGACCCACUGAUCCACGUGGUCGAACUCCUCAAAAUUCCAGACAAGCUGGAAUGUCUGAUGACCCGUUUUCACCCCAUCCACCAUCACUGAGGCCGACUGGAGAUACAUUUGGACAUAUGGUGCAUGACCCAUAUGAUCAACCACCGAGGACCCCAAGACCUCAAACCAAUGACACGUUUGUGCAGGGGAGACUUAAUCAUGAUGUUAGUGACCAACAAGGAGCUCCAUCGGAUAGUCUGAAUUUCAACAGUUCCACAGAGUCGCCCAUAACUUCACAUGUUCAGCAGUUUCAUAGUGUGCCUCCAACACAAGAUCAAGCCCAAUCAGUGUUGACAUCUGAAACUCAAAAUAACACAAGCACAGGUCACAUGGACACUGAAGAGAAACAAAGACAGAGACUGAGAUUACGGGAACUGAUUCUCCGACAGCAACAGCAGAAGAAUGCAGUUCGACAGGAAAAGGGCCUGCAGGACCAAGCAAUGACAUCUGCAGCGACACCACUUAGGCACUGGCCACAGGAGGAUCUAAAAAGUCACAAUGAAUUAUUUGGAAGGCCACCUCCACCUUACCCUGGCAUUGUGAGAAUUCCACUUGCAUCUCAAGCUGGCCAAAGAUUUUCAGACCCUUUUACAAAUGAACCAAGGCGACGUUUUUUAACUGAAGGUCAAUUUAACAGACCUCAAUUUUCUGGAGAUGCCACAAGGAUGGUCAUGAGACCCCAAGGUCCAAGGUAUUCUUUUGCAGGAAAUGGACAAAGACCAUUUGCAAGUCAGGAACACUUUCUUGGACAGCAUCAGAUGCACAUGCAUGGUCCAGGUCUUCGACAACACCUAAGGAGAUCGUUGUCUGUGGACUUUACCAGGUCUUUAAACAAUCCACAGGUGAACAAUGGAGUGAUUAUUCCUCAACAUUUUCCUCCUCAGGGUAUGCAAAUGCAGCAGCACAAUAUUUUGGGUCAACCAUUCAUUGAACUUCGGCACAGAAUGCCAGAAAGUGGGCCACGGCUUCCUUUCCCAUCAGCUAGUGGCUUGGAUCCAACCAUCCAGCAGCAAAGACCUGGGGAAGUUAUGCCAGGACAGGGUGCCUUCACUUCAAGUCAAGGACCAAAAUCAUUAGACUCUAUGUCAAACCAGCAGAGUAUACGUAAUCAAAUGGAAAAUUGUAAUAACGUGGAUCAGCUUAAUCAACACCAACAGCAGCAGAUGCAUAUAAACCAUCCAGUAGUGCCCCUUUCCCGUUCCUUAAGCAAUCCUCCUGCAAGUCAGGCUUUUUCAUCAACUGUCUCCUUAUCUGCCAGUUCAUCUGCACAGGGAGAGGGUAUGGUAGAGAAACUUGAUCCUGAUGAUCCUUCAGUGAAAGAUCUUGAUGUUAAGGACCUUGAUGGAGUGAGAGAUCUUGAAGUUAAAGACUUGGAUGAUGAAGAUUUGGAAAAUUUAAAUUUGGAUCCAGUAGAUGGAAAAGGUGAUCCUGAUUUAGAUAAUUUAGACAAUAUAGAAACAAAUGACCCACAUUUGGAUGAUCUGUUAAAAUCAGGGGAGUUUGACCUUAUUGCUUACACAGACCCUGAGCUUGAUCUGGGUGACAAGAAGGAUAUGUUUAAUGAAGAAUUGGAGCUGAAUGAUCCAAUAGAUGUUAAACUGGAUGAACAUAAGACUGAAGAAGAAAAGAAAGGUGACCAGGAAGCCAAAGCAGGAGAACAACCGGGUAGUUUCCCUGAAAAAGAAGCUGCUGCAUUGCCAUGCGAAGGAUCCACUGAUAGUAGUCCUAAUGAAUCAAAGGGUUCUAUAAAAUCAGAAACUGUUACUGGUGAUGGAAAUCAUGAUGCUCCUUAUGGUGUGAGUACAGCUGAGUCUGAGGCAAAAGAUACAGUAACAGAUAGUGCUCCCACUUCUGACUCUUGUAUUGGCGGAGAACUGGAAAUCGCAAAGGAAGAAAGAGCUGAUGGUAACCAAGAAUUAACGGGGGCUAGCCCAAGUUUCAGUGACUCUCAGUCUUCUACCCAAACUUCUAUUUCCCUAGGAAGCAGUUCAUGUAAUCUGACUGGUUCUACUCCGGUCCUUUCAAAUCUGUUAACUGAGAAGCCAACUAAUUCUGGACUUGCAUCAUUGAGCUCACCUUCCAAUGUUGUGCCAUCACCCCAGCCACAUCCAGAAACAGGUGUCCCACAGUCACCCAAAAUGGCAGUUUCUCCAGGACAGAUGACUGAGAACCCAAUUAAUCCAAAUAUGCAAAUAGGGCAAAGGUUAAAACGUAGUUUCUCGCAAGGCCCUUCAGGAAAUCAGACCUUUUUUCAAGUUCAACCACCCAGCCAGAAUUAUGCAGCAGGGCAAACUCCGAGUCAAAAUGUGGCACUAACCAAUCAGCCGGGACCUAGUAAUCAGUCCAACACACAGCAAAUCAUGCUUCCUCAGGCAAUGGGUUCUCAGGGUCAGCGGGAGAGGCCGCUCCUUUUGGAAGAGCAACCCCUCCUGUUACAGGACCUUCUGGAGCAAGAAAGGCAGGAGCAGCAACAGCAGCGACAAAUGCAGGCAAUGAUACGCCACCGAUCCACUGAUUCCUUCUUUCCUAACGUCGAUUUUGAUGCUAUUACUGAUCCUAUCAUGAAAGCAAAGAUGGUAGCAUUAAAGGGAAUCAACAGAGUUAUGGCCCAAAGUAACUUGGGAAUGCCACCAAUAGUAAUGAACAGGUUUCCCUUCAUGGGUCAGCAAAUGUCAAGUCCACAGAAUGGAGAUGGUGGGCAGAAUCCCAUUCACCAAGGAGUUACCUCGGAUGGAAAUUUGGCACCUCAAAUGCAGCGACCAAACCCUCCAUCUUUUGGUCCUGGUUUCAUGAAUGAUGCCCAGAAGAAACAGUAUGAAGAAUGGCUUCAAGAAACUCAACAACUCCUCCAAAUGCAGCAGAAAUUUCUUGAGGAACAGAUUGGAGCCCACCGGAAAUCGAAGAAGGCUCUCUCAGCUAAACAACGCACAGCUAAAAAGGCUGGACGAGAAUUUCCAGAGGAAGAUGCAGAGCAGCUUAAGCAUGUAACUGAACAACAAAGUAUGGUGCAAAAGCAAUUGGAACAGAUUCGAAAACAGCAAAAGGAACAUUCAGAACUCAUGGAAGAAUAUCGUAUAAAGCAGCAGCAACAAUGUUCAAUGCUAUCAUCCUCCAUGAUGCCUGCUGGAUCAGCCCAGCUUCCCUCAAUUCAAGGUGGGACUCCAUCUUCAGUAACGCAACAGAAUUUCCCAAUGAUGCCACAGCAGCAGCCCAGACAACAAAUGCAGCCACCUGUUCCUCCACAGCCAGUGGGUAACAGAAUGGCUACUGCUCCUCAAUGGCAGUCUUGCAAUCCGAAUGCAGCUGCCCCUCCCCCCCUUCCCAUGGGUACCCCUAGGAUGCAGCACCCUGCACCACCUCAGUUGCCAAUAUCCAACACCCCAUCUACUCAAGGGGCAACAGUCACAGCAAAUCAACAGUCCAAUGUGCCACCGCGAGUCGAAUUUGAUGACAACAACCCAUUCAGUGAAAGUUUUCAGGAGAGGGAACGGAGGGAGCGUUUACGAGAGCAGCAGGAGAGGCAGCGAAUCCAGCUUAUGAAAGAAGUUGAACGUCACCGUGCUAUGCAAAAGCGAAUGGAGAUGGAGCAGCAGCAAGGGAUCUCCGAUUUGAAUGCGCCAACCCUGUCACAAAUGCCAUAUUUUAAUUCUGAGUUGCCUUGUGAUUUCGUGCAAUCUCAAAGACCCCCGCAGCAGGUGCAGCAGAUGGGUCUUAUUCCUCCCCAGCAACAGAAUCUGCUUCCACAAUUCAUGAAUUCACCUCCUCCAACACCUUAUAUGCAGUGCAGUGACAAUAGGCCAAUGGGGACGGCAGGAUUUGAGCCUGAAGGUCAUGCGGUCCCAGGUGGAUGCCCACCUAUCCAUCCUAUGAACCAGGUGCCAUCUGGUCUUGGCUUUCCACAGAACCCAUCACGCCCUCCAUUUGGACCAAAUAUGCCUGUUGGAUCUCAAGGGAAAGUUGAUGGAGGCCACUUUGGUCCAGAGAGUGGAAUGCAAUUACCAGGCAAUUAUCCAGGCCCAGGUCAAUCACUCAUACAACUUUAUUCCAAUAUUAUACCAGAGGAAAAGGGAAAGAAGAGAAGAAACAGAAAGAAGAAGAAGGAUGACGAAGAUGACUGUGCGAGGACACCAUCUACUCCUCAUUCUGAUAUUACUGCACCAACCACACCCAUUGUUGCUGACUCUGCUAAUGCAGCUGUUAAUCUACCUGGUGAUUUUGUAUAUAAUCAAGGUGAGAAUGAGAAUGGAGAGUUAAAUCAAUUAGCUAAUAAUUCAAGUGACAACCAACCUCCAUCUGAACUUGAACGUCAGCUUUCUUCCAAUGUUAGUGUACCACAGAGAAUAGUGUUACAGCAGCCCUGUCUCCCCUCUGAAACAGAACAUAGUCCAUCAAAUGAAGCUGCCAGGCCAAACUCAGUGAAGGUGGAACAGACAGAAACUACAGAGUGCCAUGAGCAUGCACAACACAAUAUGGAAACGCAGAACCAGGUGAAGUUGGAGGAGAAAAUUGGCAUGCAACAGCCUGCUGUUUCAACACACGGACCAGCUGCUGGAGCAAACGUACCAGCAUCAAAGCAAGAAUCAGGGAAUGAGCUCCUGAAACAUCUUCUGAAAAAUAAAAAUCCUCCACUGGCUGCUCCCCAAAGAUCUGGAGAAAAAUCUGAAGAUGAAUCUAGUAUGGAAAGCAGACUGGUGAAGAAGCAGAGUCCAUUCGAGGGGCAGAGUCCACCAAGUGGAUAUAACUUUGAUGGAAAGAUGAUUCAGCUGCAAAGGAAGGAUUCAGAGGAAGAAAAGAAGCGUCCAAAAAACAAACGAUCGCAGAAAACGGCUGAGAAGACAGCGUCACGUUAUAAAAAACGAAGAAAAGAUGAGGAAGACAGGCAUGCAAUCUAUCCUAAUACUGAUGUUCUAAUGAACCAGUUAAAGCAGCAACUGACUCUUCUUCCAUUGCUGGAGCCAACAAUCAGUGUGAAUUUUGCUUACUUUCCUCCCUAUGGUAGUGGACAGUUAAAUGGUGAUAAUCUGCUAACUGGGUCUUUUGGAAGUGCUGCUCUUGACAGUGUCCCAGAUUAUUACUCUCAGUUGAUUUACAAGAACAACCUUAGCAAUCCUCCCACCCCACCAGCUUCCUUGCCUCCUACACCACCACCUGUGGCUAGACAGAAGAUGGUGAAUGGUUUUGCUACAACUGAGGAGCUUUCUGGAAAACCAGGAGUAAUUGUACAUCAUGAUGUGACCAAAGGCCUUGGGCCAAAACAGUACCAGCUACCUUUUAGACCUGAGGAUGAUUUAUUGGCAAGAGCUUUGGCCCAUGGACCGAAAACAGUUGAUGUUCCUGCCUCCCUACCAACUCCACCUCAUAACAACCAUGAGGAACUAAGAGGUCAAGACCAUUGUGGUGAUGACGAUCGUGACUCCCCAGAUAGCUUUGUAGCAUCAUCGUCUCCUGAAAGUGUGGUGGGUAAGGAGGUCAGCAGAUAUCCUGAUCUGUCCCUGGUGAAAGAAGAGCCACCAGACCCAGCUCCAUCCCCAGUCAUUCCCAUGCUUCCAAGUUCCACUGGCAAAGGUUCAGAAGCUAGACGGAGUGAAGUUAAGAUGGAGCCAACCUUCGGCAAUAUGGGUUCAUCUAUGUAUUUUAAAAAUCAGUUUGCACAGUCCCAAAAUGGACCUAAAAUUGGCUUUGUGUCCGUAGCACUUACAUUGACUCCAACUGCAGCUGAGGACAUUAGUGGUGUUGUGGCAGCAGUGGCUGAUCUCCUGCGUGUUAAAGUUCCCAACAGUUAUGAAGUCAGCAGUGGACCUGAACCAUCUCCAAUGCCUUUGAUAAAUGCAUACAAGUUCAACCAAACCUUUGAAAGUAGGCCAUCGCUUAUGGCUCAAGCUUCCCACCCUGGAUUUACUGGCCCUGUCAAGAUUAUGAGACCUGUUGGACCUUCAAGUCUCCCAUAUAUGAUUCCUCCCCAUGGCACAGUGGCGCUCAAAGCAGAUAAUCGAGCAGUCAUGAACAGCUCCACCACCUCUAAACCUCAAUGGUGCCGUCAUUGUGAUGUUGUGGUGCUUGGUAAUGGUGUACGGAAGACACUCACAGAUCUUCCAUAUAAUAAGCAGGAUUCAAGAGAUGGAACAGGAAAAGCAGAGACCGAUAUUGUCUUUUGUAGCAAUAGUUGUUUUGUGCAGUAUGCAAUGGCCACACAAGCAAAAACUCCGGAUUCAAAGCAGGAAGUUCCAUCUGUAGUGGCGGAGCAACAACCCAAGGAUGUGACGCGAAACACAUUUCAUCAUUACAACAACAACACCUCUCCUUUGGAUGUCCAUCGCCUUCCACUGAUUCAGGAGAAUGCAGUUUCUCCAACGACUCCCAGUGUUUAUUUCCCACCAGCUAACCUGCAGAUGUUUAAACAAGAUCCAAAGCCUGAAGAUCUCAAGGUAACCGUGAAGCUGAAACCUAGGCCGAGAUCACUGCAGGGAGGUUUGGAUGAUAAUCGUCCCAUUAAAAGGUGGAAAGGGAUGAAGUGGAAAAAGUGGAGAGUUCAAAUAGUCAUUCCUAAAGAACAUUUAAAGCUGGUGUCUGAAGAGGAAAUUGAUGAACUUCUAAACAAACUUGGGACAUCCUUAAAGCCUGAACCCAUGCCCCGAGAUUAUAGGAGAUGUUGCUUAUGUCAUGAAGAAGGUGAUGGAACAACUGAUGGGGCAGCAAGGCUCCUGAAUCUUGAUCUCGAUCUCUGGGUCCACUUAAAUUGUGCCCUCUGGUCCACAGAAGUAUAUGAAACACAAGCUGGCGCCUUGAUUAAUGUUGAGUUGGCUUUGAGGCGGGGCCUUUCCAUGAAAUGUGUUUUCUGUCAUAAAAUGGGAGCUACUGGUACAUGUCAUCGGAUAAGAUGCACCAAUAUUUAUCACUUUACCUGUGCCAGUAAAGCCCAAUGUAUGUUUUUCAAGGACAAGACUAUGCUCUGCUCAUUACAUAAACCAAAGGGACCUCACGAGCAAGAGUUGACCUAUUUUGCUGUCUUUAGAAGAGUUUAUGUACAACGGGAUGAAGUAAAACAAGUAGCCAGCAUUGUACAACGAGGAGAACGCAACCACACAUUUCGGGUUGGAGGCUUAAUUUUCCACGCCAUCGGACAACUCCUCCCACAACAGAUGCAUUCUUUCCACAGUUCAGUAGCACUCUACCCGGUUGGCUAUGAAGCAAGUCGGUUUUACUGGAGCACGCGUUACUCCAACAAACGCAGCCGGUAUCUCUGCUCCAUUGAAGAAAAGGAUAGUGUUCCAGAAUUUGUGGUCAGAGUCAUUGAGCAAGGUCAUGAGGAUCUGGUCUUAACAGGAAGCUCUCCAAAAGGAGUGUGGCAAAAACUUCUGGAGCCCAUAGCACGUCUCCGAAAAGAUGCUAAUAUGCUGAAACUCUUUCCAGACUACCUUAGGGGAGAUGACCUCUUUGGCUUGACUGUUUCUGCAGUCACAAGGAUAGCUGAAUCGCUGCCUGGAGUAGAGAAUUGCGAAAACUACACGUUUCGCUAUGGUCGCAAUCCACUGAUGGAACUUCCACUUGCAAUAAAUCCUUCAGGCAGUGCCCGAUCCGAGCCCAAGAUGAGUACCCAUGUCAAGAGGUUUGUGUUAAGGAACUUCAGAAUUUGUUUCUUUCUCUCCUUCUUUUCUCGUUGCUUGGUGCCAAAUCGUGCUAGGCCACAUACGCUGAACAGUACCAGUACAUCCAAGUCUUUUCAGAGCACAGUCACGGGAGAGCUGAAUGCACCUUAUAGCAAGCAAUUUGUUCAUUCCAAAUCCUCUCAGUAUCGUAAAAUGAAGACCGAGUGGAAAAUUAAUGUGUAUUUGGCCCGUUCUCGGAUCCAGGGUCUUGGUUUGUAUGCUGCCCGAGACAUUGAGAAACAUACUAUGGUUAUUGAGUACAUCGGAACAAUCAUCCGUAAUGAAGUGGCUAACAGGCGGGAGAAACUUUAUGAAUCUCAGAAUCGUGGAGUGUACAUGUGUAUUGACAAUGAUCAUGUUAUUGAUGCAACUUACGGAGGUCCUGCAAGAUAUAUUAAUCAUUCCUGUGCACCAAAUUGUGUGGCUGAGGUGGUGACCUUUGAGAAAGGACACAAAAUAAUCAUCAGCUCCAAUCGUAGGAUUCAGAAAGGAGAGGAGCUGUCCUAUGAUUACAAAUUUGAUUUUGAAGAUGACCAGCACAAGAUCCCAUGUCAUUGUGGAGCUGUGAACUGCCGUAAAUGGAUGAACUAAACGCAUUCCUUGCAAUAUUUCUGGGGUUGCUUGUCCCUGGAAAGAGAUGCUCUCUUUCUCUUUUGUAUAAAUCAUACAUUCACACAAACAUAUUAAUACACACAUGCACAUAUGUUAAUGCACACACAUAUUAAUACACGUGCACAUAUAAACACGCGCAUAUAAACAUGCACACAUAAACACACGUACACAUAAGCACGCACAUAUAAACAUGCACACAUAAACAUGCACACAUACACGCACACAUAAACAUGCACACACAAACACACACCUUAUAAAAGUAAGCCUGGAGUUCACAAAUGAUUCUCCUCAUCUCCAGCAGCAGCACAGAGUUGUGUAACAAGCAUAAACUGAAGACUGGCUGGCAUGUCAGUCACUCCCAUCUGUCCAUUUAUAAUACAGGUGGAAGCAGAUUAUUAAUUGGUCUAGCACUGGAGUUACUGUCCUGUAUCGACUAAAAUGAGCAAUGGUUUUACUAGGAAAAGAACCAAUGGCUGACCUGCUUACAAGUAGGGUAGGCACUUAUGAAUGUAGGACUGAAUUCACCAGCUAGGGGAAGGAUCAACAGUGCUGGCCACAGCCUUAUUUGCAAGGGGCAGGCCCUCUAGUUUAAAUAAAUAAUUAAUUAAAAGUAGACACCACUGAACAAGGAAUGUACUGAGGUGACUUCCUUAGGGAUACAGCUAAGGGAAAUAACUUGCACUAAAAACAUUUAAAAUACUUGAUUCCAUGAGUCAGUUUAUUGUAGUUUUUUGAUUUCUGUAUGAUAAAAGAGAAACAUUUUUGUAUUUAUUGGAUAAGUGAAUGAAGCUAUUUUUAAAAAUAAAAGUAAAAGAAAGCAAAGCUGCUGCUGUUACCUGCAGAUAUAAAAACCCUGUUACUUUGUACAAAGUGUAAAUAAAGUGAGGAAUAUACAAUAUAAAAGAAAUGACCAAAUGCUACCUGACACUGCAGCCAUUUGCUUUUAGUGGAGUCCUCUGAGUCAGGUUACAUGGUAUAUAAUUUUAACCAACUGUGAAUUAGGUUCAAAACCACACCCAGGUAGCGGCUAGAAGCUCCUUUAGCAAGCCUAGAUGUAAAGGUAGAGGAUUGCAGGCAUAAUACAUACAGCAGAAUCAUGUUAAGGGUUGUAGCCUCAAAGAUAAUUUUUAUUUUUAAGCAAAAUUAUGAGAUGUAAUUAUGCUAACACUGCAGGAUUUUUGGCAAUAGGGUUUUGGAAUAAAUGAGAAAAUAGGCACAAAAAUAAUAUUUGUAUGGAUUGUUUUUGUUUACAUUUCUUUAAACAAACACUGUUUUGUGUUGGCUUGUAGAAGUUUAAAAUGCAUUUUGAACCAGGUUAGCUUUAUUUUGUACUUACAGAAAAGAGAAAUAACUGGUACUGACACUUCACAACUAUUAAGUUCAAAAUGAAGUUUGUGUGCACAUUAUCAGUAAAUUGUUAUAUUCAAUGAAACAGUCAUAAAUUGUAAUGUAUAUGGCAUGUUGUAUUUUUUACAUUACAGAAGAAAUCAAUUGUACAUAGUUCUUCUUGAUAAAUAGCUGUAUGAAUUUGUUUCUUGGAUUUUUUUUUCUCUUGUAUAAUAUUCCAACAUCCUACCAGUAUUUGUCUUACAGUUUUUUCUGUCCUGUACAAUAGUAUCUAAUGUUGGGGGAAAAAGAGCUUUUUUUUUGAAGUGUAAAGAGUGUUAUUGGGUUUUGGAGUUUGUGCAACCAGAUUAGGAGAUCAGCAUUUACAAAUAAAAUAUUUUACA
Molecule: messenger RNA, 17023 nt
Organism: Pristis pectinata (smalltooth sawfish)
Lineage: Eukaryota; Metazoa; Chordata; Chondrichthyes; Rhinopristiformes; Pristidae
Product: histone-lysine N-methyltransferase 2C-like
Biological process (GO): positive regulation of transcription by RNA polymerase II
Cellular component (GO): nucleus; MLL3/4 complex
Molecular function (GO): histone binding; transcription coactivator activity; histone H3K4 methyltransferase activity
Source: RefSeq, a predicted model, not a curated record